AUGGCCACGAAGGACUAUGCCCACGAGGCCAGAGGGGUUUACCAGGAAAGAUUCUGGAGUGUCUCCGCUGCAAAAACCCCAAGAUAUAGCAGUACCAACGUGGCGUUUAAUGAGGACGACGCCAGCGGAGUUCACUUCCCCCACAACGACGCGUUAGUAGUGGAAGCCAUGAUUGGGAACUACACUGUAUGCCGAAUCCGGGUAGACAAUGGGAGUUCGGUGGACCUCCUGUACUCUGACUGCUUGAAAAAGAUGGGGAUCCAAAAUGAGCAGUUGGAGAAGACCUCCAGGCCCUUAUACGGUUUCACCGGGGACUCCGUCAUCCUUCAGGGGACUAUCCGGCUGCCCAUAACCACCAGAGAAAAACCCUGA
Morus notabilis is the source of this 372-nucleotide messenger RNA. RefSeq lists its product as uncharacterized. The transcript has 2 exons. The coding region runs from base 1 to 372 and encodes 123 amino acids. NCBI's taxonomy places the organism in Eukaryota, Viridiplantae, Streptophyta, Magnoliopsida, Rosales, Moraceae. The record is from RefSeq and is a predicted model, not a curated record.